Colletotrichum lupini is the source of this 918-nucleotide messenger RNA. RefSeq lists its product as uncharacterized. The record is from RefSeq and is a predicted model, not a curated record. NCBI's taxonomy places the organism in Eukaryota, Fungi, Ascomycota, Sordariomycetes, Glomerellales, Glomerellaceae. The transcript is spliced from 8 exons. The coding region runs from base 1 to 918 and encodes 305 amino acids.
AUGACUGAGUCAGGUUGCUUACCAUGUAGUGUUCAAUCGCGGCAACACUCUCCACCGUUCUCCGCUCUAGCCAAGACCAAAACCGAUACCCAUGUCUUGGAGAGGCAAUCAAGUAACUGGUGUGACAUAUCCGUUCUUGUGCUGAGUGGCGAUAAUAUGUACGUCCCCAGUUCCAACAACUCUGCCCCCAGCGUAAUUCUUGAUUUGAGAAUACAGGGCAGAGCCAAUCCAGUGGGGAAGCCAGACCCCGGAAUGGAGGUCAUCUACAUUUACUCCUUCAUCAUGCUCUUGUGGAAUAACCAUACAUCUGAUGAAACAUCAGUCAUACUUUAUGGAUUGUCGAUCGGCAUCGCCGCAACUAGCUCCAUCUUCUUGACUCGCUAUCUGCUCAGUGUGACAGGGCGUUCUGGAACUAUUUUGGUGCUCUCAAUCUCUCGGACAAAGGCAGCCAACACAAACGCCAAUCACCCGAACUUGGAUUCUUUUCAGCGAGCAAAAUCCCUCUUGGACAUUUCUGGGCUGUCAAGGCAGGAUUGUUUCCAAAAUUAUUUCAAUUUCGUUCUUCUUUUUGUCAUCAAUUUGAAAAGUCUCGGCAUCUUGCAGGGAUUCACGGCUUUCACUUAUCAAGAAGGCAGCUGGUGGAUGAGGAGGGAAUCUGGAGCUAUGAUUAAACCCUGCCUCUGGGUGUCUGGAUGCUGUGAUCCCUACCCAGCCGUGGAUGAGAACAGUAACAUUGGGCAAGCAACACCUUCAACCUACAUCUAUGGCGGAAAAACUGAUCAAAAUUUGCAUAGCUGGCUUGAAACCGAGAGGCGGCGGGAGAAUGGCAAUGGAACUGGCGAUAGUUGCCAAGUCUACGCCCGCCGCAGCCAGAGCCAGGGUUGUCAUGGCACCAUGUACAGGUAUUGUCCUCCCUAG